Molecule: messenger RNA, 1876 nt
Organism: Anoplopoma fimbria (sablefish)
Lineage: Eukaryota; Metazoa; Chordata; Actinopteri; Perciformes; Anoplopomatidae
Product: C-type lectin domain family 12 member B-like
Exons: 8
Coding region: 23-844 (273 amino acids)
Source: RefSeq, a predicted model, not a curated record
CGGCGACCUCUGAUUUUUAAAGAUGGAGGAACAAAUUAUCUAUUCUACGGUGAUUUUUAGAAAUGGUGGUGCAGCUCCAAACGAGAAAAAAGAGGACCCGAAAAAUGAAUCUGAAGUGAAACCUAAAGAGGCUGCUGCUGCUGUACCGAAAGCAGAUGACCAAGCAGCUGAAGGCUCUCGGUUUGGUGUGUUGGUGGCGUGUUUUGGGAUUCUUUGUGUCCUCCUGGCUGCGAGCAUCAGCGUCAUUAUCUACUUCAGUUUUGUGAUGAAAGAUCAGAGUGCAAACCUCAACAACCUCACAGCAGAAAAUGAGCUGCUGAUCGUGGAGAGGAGAUACUUGAGCAGAGUCACAGACAAUCUGAACUGGACACUGGAAGUCAUCCUGAAAUUUAAAUCCUUUCCAGUAAAUGACUUCUGCCCAAAUAAACAUUGUCAGCCAUGUCGUAAACACUGGAUUCUGUUCCAGGAAAAGUGCUACAUGUUUUACAAUAUUUUUCCUUGGAAAACAUGGCAAGAAAGCCGAAAGUUUUGCCAAGACUCUGCUGCAGAUCUCGUUGUUGUAGAUAAUCUGCACGAACAGGAAUUCAUCAGUAAUCGCACCAAGUACUACUUUGACAAGUUUCAUGGAUAUUGGCUCGGUUUACAUGAAACCAAAGACAAAUACUGGGUCUGGAUUGAUGGACGCAAUGACACUCUUGGGUACUGGUUAAUGGAAAACCUUGGUACCCCGGGCAAAUGUGGACUGAUGAUCCCAGGGAGGAACCUUACAGCCAGCUGGGAUCCAGCAGACUGUCCCAUGAGGAACAGAUUCAUCUGUGCGAGUGACGUUCUGACAAAGGUCUAAUAAGUGAUUAUAAAUAUUCUUGCAGAAAUCUUGCGAGGAGCACCUGGUCGUGGCUGGUUUAUGGUGAAAUUAUGUUCUUUCCACUUCCGAAUUAUGGCCCCAACAGUGCUCACUGGAACAUUCAGACGUUUAGAAGUCCUUCUGUAACCAAUGCCAUCAGUAUGUUUUGCAACAAUAAGGUUGCAAAGGUCUUGAGAGAGCUCUUUGCUUUUACCCAUCAUGAGAUGUUUCUUGUGUGACACCUUGGUAAUGAGACACCUUUUUAUAGGCCAUCAGUUGGGACUGAACCAGCUGAUAUUAAUUUGCACUGACAAGGGGCAGGAUUGCUUUCUAAUUACUGAUAGAUUUCAGCUGGUGUCUUGGCUUUCCAUGCCUUUUUGUACCUCGCUUUCUUCAUGUGUUCAAUACUUUUUCCCUGUGUCAUUCCAUCUUAUUAAAUUUCAUGUCAAUAGCACCUUUAGAAAUAAAUAUAUUUACUGAAAAAAAUGGUGACGUGUUCAAUACUUAUUUUACCCGCUGUGUAAACCAGUCUGUGUUGGUUGCUCUUUGCAAAAAACCCUUAUGGAAUAUGUAAUGUGAUGGUGUAAUAUUACAGGCACUGACAUUUCAUGCACUUAAUACGUCAGUUGAGUCAAAUGUGUUGUAAGCUAUUGAGACAAACUGUUGGCACACAACGUUUUGUCUUUCUCAAACUUCAUUUCGCCAUUAUUAAAAUGUACGUAAUCAGGUGUAAGUUCGAAAGUUCAAAGUUGUUUGCAAAAAAAGGAAAAUUUGAAGGAAAAAGCUUUGAAAAGGAUGCGAGGUAAACAGUUGUAUUUCUAACGUGGAGAUGCAACACACAGUGAUCGGUCAUUUUCAAGAGUCGGAUUCUAAACUGAAGUGCAGAUACAAACAGCAGCUUCAUGGUUAACAUGUCGAUAGCGUUGUUUUAAGAAUAUGUUUGGUAACAUUUUGAGUUUUCUAGUGUUUAUCGGCAAACUGUACUGUAGAUGUUUAACAGCGUCACCUUUUUUUUUUCUUUCAUUCAAUAAA